This is a messenger RNA of Drosophila biarmipes, 1487 nucleotides long. RefSeq lists its product as uncharacterized. Gene Ontology annotation, biological process: regulation of apoptotic process; apoptotic process. Lineage: Eukaryota; Metazoa; Arthropoda; Insecta; Diptera; Drosophilidae. The record is from RefSeq and is a predicted model, not a curated record. The coding region runs from base 1 to 777 and encodes 258 amino acids. The transcript is spliced from 3 exons.
AUGGCAGCAAUGAAUGCGGAUGAGACAAAGCGGGAUGGAAUGCCACAGGGGGAGAAGGAGGAGGAGGAUGGGGCAGGGGCUUCGGCAGGGGUGAGUCCUGAAGCAGGCGAUCCCGACACCAGGAUAGUGGCUCCUCCGCCGCCCCGACAACGAACCCUCACACGCACCGCUGAAAUGGAGGCGGAUGGCGAGGACAUCGAGCUGGACGGCGACGUGGACGAUGCGGCGGAUAGCAUCACCUUGGAGUUGGCCCUGUCGCCGCACAGCAGCUCCACACCCACGCCGUCGCCCACCACCGCCGACGAGGACUUCGCCCAGCUGGACAACAGCAAGCCCUUCAAGAUCAAGGACAUCACAAGGAACAUCCGCAAGGCUGUUGUGGCCACCACGCUGUCGGAGUUGCGGGUAAAGGUGUCGGUGAAAUUUGAGAGAGCGCAGCCGGCGAUUCACCUGGAUUGCGAUGGCACCGAGGUCGAUGAUGAGGAGUACUUCAGCACUCUGGAGCCGAAUGCCGAAUUGAUUGCCGUCUUUCCCGGCGAGCAGUGGCGCGACCCCAGCGACUAUAAUGCCAAUCUGCGUCGCACAUCGCUGGAUGCUCAGCGGUUGCGGAAGUUGGUGAGCAAACUGCAGCCGAACUAUAUGAACGACGAUGAUUUGGACAAGCUGUCGAACAUGGAUCCCAACUCGUUGGUGGACAUCACGGGACGGGAGCCCAAGGACAACGAAUACUCGGCGAGGAGCGAUGCCGCCAGGCUGUCCACGGAGUUGUCUUGCUAAAGGGAGUCACUCCCCACUCGAUGAAAGAACUGUGUGAAUUGAGAUGUAUAUAGGGAAUUUGUACGAGUUUAUAUGGCUAGCCGGAGUAUUUUUGGAAAACGUUUUGACGAUGACGGCACUUGAAGCGACCGAUUUGGAUGAUGGUUGUACCGUGGGGUUUUAUCUCUAUAACCGUAGAUCUGAGAGUUGUCUAUUUUUCGAGCCCACUCACCCUGAAUGUCUAUUAGCAGCCGCUAGUUGUUCCUAGACCAAUAGUAUGAGCCAAGUCCUGGCGAGAGCCUCAAAGGCUCAGUCUUAGAUAACCUUAUCCUCACCUCACUCAGCGGACGAUCAAGGAAUUGCGGAAUAGAUCUGAAUUAGGCAAAUAGAAAUAAUAUAUUUUCCAUAGCAGUAUCCUUGUGAAUGUCACACGAAAACCAGCGAUUGGGUUAUUAGGGAUCAACCAAAAGUAACGUAAUUGAAUCUCAAUUAAAUCAAUUAGCAAUUGAAUAAAUGUUCACCCUAGGCACACCAAAAAGGGCUUUUACCUUUUUUUGUAUUUACGCUGCAUCCAUGAACAAGCACAAUUUGCUGCACUAUUCAAAGGGUUAUAGGAGCCUGAAUUUAAUUCAAUUUAAACUUACGUUGUGUCCACAGGAAUCAACUGGAAAUUGUAAUGUAACUUACAAAAAAAAAAAAACGAAACAAAAAAGCAAAUAAAUAAAUGGAUA